Prorocentrum cordatum is the source of this 285-nucleotide messenger RNA. NCBI's taxonomy places the organism in Eukaryota, Dinophyceae, Prorocentrales, Prorocentraceae. The record is from the annotation of a GenBank genome assembly.
AUGGGGGUGGCCUUCGCUUGCGGAGGCCACACUUUUUACAGGGAGGCCCAGAGGCUCCAGAAGUGGCGCAAGAAGCUGAGGGCACCUCAGGCGGCGGGCCUGCGCUCCUCGACGUCGAACCGCGAGCACAGCUUCAUCCAUCAGGCCGACUUCACCCCGAGGAUGGCGGAGAUUGCCAGCGGCGUGGAUCCAAAGGCUGCUUUCUGCUGGAGGGCGUUGACUUCAACAUCAUCGAGCGGUUGGUGUUCGGCGACACGGUAUUCGCCACUCGGGGCACCAGGCUGA